This is a messenger RNA of Eriocheir sinensis (Chinese mitten crab), 3606 nucleotides long. Its product is annotated as sodium-coupled monocarboxylate transporter 1-like. Gene Ontology annotation, molecular function: symporter activity. Bases 224 to 2113 code for a protein of 629 amino acids. Gene Ontology annotation, cellular component: membrane. Gene Ontology annotation, biological process: transmembrane transport; sodium ion transport. The transcript is spliced from 12 exons. The record is from RefSeq and is a predicted model, not a curated record. Lineage: Eukaryota; Metazoa; Arthropoda; Malacostraca; Decapoda; Varunidae.
CACACACCAGGGUGGCGGGACCCAACCCCCAACUGACACCCGGUACCCAUUCACUGCUGGGUGAACAGGGAGCACGGAUUAAAGGAGACCGUCCAUCUGUCUCCACUCCGCCCGGGAGUCAGACCUGGGACCUCUCGGUUGUGAGGAGUUAACGGCAGAUCGAAAGGCAGUGACUCUGGUAGAGUCAACCGGCUGGACGCCGAUUGCUACCAGUACUGGUAGGAUGUCAGGGUUGACAUCUGCACUGGAAGGGUCGACGGAGGUACCUCUGGGCAUUGCGGAAAAAGUGAUGGAAGGAGGCACAGACGGUAUCAGGUUCAAGACCACUGACUGGGCUGUAUUUUCUCUAAUGCUGGUAGCGUCCGCGAUAAUUGGACUGUACACUGCCUUCAGGAACAGGAACUGGGCUACUACCCAUAACUACCUCAUAGGUGGUGGCAACAUGCCGCCCCUGGCUGUGGCGCUCUCUCUGAUGGGAGGCUGGAUCUCCGCCAUCUCUAUCCUAGGUAACGCGACGGAGGUCUAUUUGUACGGCACCCAGAUCGCCGUCUCCCUGCUCGGAUGUGUGCCUGGAGUCUAUGUUGUUCAUAAGAUCAUCCUUCCCAUCUUCUACAACUUGAAGAUAAUCUCUCUGAACGAGUACCUUGAAAGGCGAUACAGGAGUACUCUUCUUCGAAAAAUGUCUUCCUUUGUCUCGCUCCUCAAUCUCGGUCUCUACAUGGGCAUGUGUCUGUACGCUCCUUCCCUUGCCCUUGUGACCGUCACAAACCUCUCCACCUUUGCUUCUAUGGCCAUUAUGGGAGCCGUCGUGACUUUCUACAUCACCAUAGGCGGUGUGAGGGCGGUGGUGUACACAGACGUGUUGCAGACGCUGCUCAUGUUUGUAUCUGUGCUGGCGGUGGUGGUGCUGGUCUGCGUUGACCUGGGCGGCGUGGGGGAGGUGUGGGCCACAGCGGGACGAGGCGGCAGACUUGAGUUCUUCAACCAAGACCUGAGCCCUUACGUUCGCCACACGUUGUGGUCCACCUUUUGCAUGGGCUUUUUUCUCGUCAUCACCAGCGUUGGUCUCUGCCAGACGUCUUACCAACGAUUCGCCGCUGUUAGCACGCUGAAGACAGCUCAAGGACUGCUGUGGUUUUUCCUGGCGGGCCUGUGGUGUCUAUGGAUCAUGUUUUUCUUCUCCGGCCUGGUCGCCUACGCCACCUACAGCACCUGCGACCCUCUGACGUCAGGGAAAAUUACCAAGGCUGACCAGAUCAUCCCCUUCCUGGUAAUUGACAAGCUGAGCCACAUCCCCGGCAUAUCCGGCCUCUUCGUGGCGGCGGUAUAUAGCGCAGUGCUGAGCACACUGUCCUCCUCGGGCAACUCUGCGGCUUGUACAAUAUGGGAGGACUUCCUCAAGCCUCUUCCCUUUUUCAGUGGACUUAGCAACAAGACUGCAACAUUCGUGGUCAAGAUGUUAUCGUCCCUCACAGGCGUGGUGGCCGUGGCGCUCGGCCAUCUAAUCGGCAACUUGGGCAACAUUUUCAACAUUAUUUUCAGUAUUACCACAGCCAUCUCUGGGCCAAUCGCGGGGGUGUUUCUAGCGGGUAUCCUACUUCCCUGGGUCAACGCCAAGAGCGCGUUUUCUGGGUUCGUGGCGUCCUUCUGUUAUAGUAUGUGGAUAGUGGUAGGGAAGUUCCUGAGAGGCGGGGGAUCACCACCACAAUUAACGCUCUCAAUGGACGGUUGUGUUGCCCCGGUUAAUGUAACGCUGGGGUAUCUGACAACUACAAUCGUUCCGAAAACUGUUGACCAAAUGGAAACGAGUGCCUACGACAUUUCGUACUGCUAUAACACUCUAAUAGGAAUUGCCAUCACCAUGCUGAUCAGCAGCUUGGUGACGCUAAUAACAGGACCCAACUCCCCGGGAGAAGUGAAGAGUGAGCUACUCAAUCCUACCAGUGAGAGGAUGUACAGGUGGGCGUGGCGAAGGUGUCAAAGGCGACGCAAAAACACGGUGGCUCUGCCGAUCACCAGUUGUCAGGGAGAUAAAGAGGAGGUCGGCACGAUGCUAUCUCCAGUAACGUCUAAUCUUAUCCCUAAACCGCUAUACGAAGUGUAUGAAGCUUAAAAUUACCUUUAUAUAUGGAAUUAUUUUUUUCAGAACAAUAACUGUUAUCAAAAUGCCUAGUAAUUACUGAUUCCAUGUUACGACUUUCCUGACAUUCCCCCUUAAAUUACUCCCUAUGUUCACGUGGCCAGACUGCUAUGGUUUAUCCCCUACGUCCGGUUGUCGAAUUGCAUUCAGCACCAGUGCAGUUUCCAUUGAGCGGAAUGCCUUUUUGUCAAUGAAUGCCAAACAAAGACGGUUUUCUAAACUCAGUUGUUUACUUUAUUACCUGGUAUACUUUAUGAAUGUAAUCCACGGUUGAGAAACCUCUCACACAUUCAUAUUAAAGUCGUUUAAACUGAUAUUUUUAAUGACAUUAAUGAUGUGUAAUCAUAUUUCGUACUCAUCAAUAAGAGAAUCAACCUUAUUUCGGUUAAUUUCCAGUGUCAAGGUUUACUUUUUUUGCUACAUCAAUAGCUAUUUUAUGUUGGGUAUUGUUUUUUCUCAUAAAUCAAUGUAACCGUCAGUGGCAAUCCAGUGGUCACAUCACUCGUCUGGGUCUUUCUUAAUCCGUGAAUGGAAUUGCGGUAAAAAUGGGUUUAGUUUACUCCAGGCAAGAUGAGACAUGGUUGCAAGGACAAGUCACAUGCAGGCAAAGGUAUUUCCAAUCCAACAAAUGUUCACGGAAUGUCAUUACAAGGUGACACUACGUACAUCUGAUGAUUUAGUAAGAGUCGAUAGCACUGCCAAAAAGGGUUGUGCACCGUAUCUACAUCCCACAAGUGAACACUUCCAGUACUGCUGGAAUGUCGGGGUUACCGUCUGAACUGGAAGGGUCCACGGAAGUACCUCUGGAAAUGGUUGGGAUUUGUGAUAGAGGAAGGCACAGUCGUCAAAUUUAAGAACAUUGACUGGGCCGUGUUCUCUCUAAUGCUGGUGGCGUCAGUGCUCAUUGGAGUGUGUACUGGUUUCAGGGACAGGAACAAGGCCAAUACGCAUAACUACCUCAUUGGUAUUCACAACAUGCCGCCCCUGGCUGUGGCGCUCUCUCUGAUGGGAGGCUUUAUUUCAACCAUUUCCAUCCUGGGUAAGGCACAGAUAACAUAAUCACUUUACACAGCCGCUUGAAAAAAUGUAAAUUGAGUUUAAACAUCUUUUCUCUUCUCAAUAUUAUGCAAUUUCUGAUGGGGAAAAUCAAUUUUCAGUUAAUAUAAUUUUCUUACUGCAAUUGAUAAACCAUUGCAUUCUUAGAGCUGCAAGUUUGUUUGUUUUCUCGUGUGUGUGUGUGUGUGUGUGUGUGUGUGUGUGUGUGUGUGUGUGUGUGUGUGUGUGUGUGUGUGUGUGUGUGUGUGUGUAUGUGACAAUCUUUUUUUUGUCUCCUCUUAUGUGAACGUUAGAAAAAAAUUCAUAAUUGCUAAACUAUAACAUAUCCUCACGAACAUGUCCAUAUCAGAGAAAUAAGGUUUCUAAAUAUAUUCUGGUGGCUUUCAUUGAUCAAGGGAAAGGAGCAUAUU